AUGUGGGAUGAUGUUCAUCUGGACGAGAAAUGGUUCAAUGCGGACAUCGAUCGACGAAAAGUUUACCUUGUGAAUGGCCAGCGACGCGCUGCCAAAACCAAGGAGUUCUUCGCAAAGGUCAUGUUCCUUACGGUGGUCGCGCGUCCUCGGCACGACUACGAGCGAGGGUUCAGUUUCGAAGGGAAGAUCGGGAUGUGGCCCUUCGACAGAUACUUGCCUACCCUCCGAAACUCCCGCAACCGCCCAAUUGGCGCGCUCGAGGCUACAUUGGUGAACGUUGAUGCUGCUGUGUACCGUGAAUUUAUGACGACUCGAGUCGUACCUGCUAUCAAGGCUCUGUUCCCAAGCGCUAACCAGCGCGUGGUCUACCAGCACGACAACCCCACGCCACACCGUGCUAUCACCAACGAGGAGGUCUUGGCGAGCGUCUCCACUGAUGGGUGGACGUUUGUCGAGCGGCGCCAACCACCCAACAGCCCGGACCUGAACGUUCUUGAUCUUGGCUUUUUUUGCGUCGAUCCAGUCGCACGAUACAAAAUGGUGAGUCGCUCAAUCGAUGGCGUGAUUCUCUCGACCUUGGCGGCCUUCCAGGCGCUCUCAUCGGAGAAGAUCGAGAACGUGUACCUAACGCUUCAGAUAGUCAUGUGCUUGGUGAUUGAACACAAUGUCGGCAAUCAGUUUCGCUUACCUCAUUUGAAGAAGGAUGAUCUGCGACGUGCCGGGACCUUCAUAAUCAAGGUUACCUGCCCAGCAACCUUGUUGGCCCAGUGA
Messenger RNA from Aphanomyces invadans, 771 nucleotides. RefSeq lists its product as hypothetical. The transcript has a single exon. Gene Ontology annotation, molecular function: nucleic acid binding. The record is from RefSeq and is a predicted model, not a curated record. The coding region runs from base 1 to 771 and encodes 256 amino acids. Lineage: Eukaryota; Oomycota; Saprolegniomycetes; Saprolegniales; Verrucalvaceae.